Messenger RNA from Oldenlandia corymbosa var. corymbosa, 3386 nucleotides. Lineage: Eukaryota; Viridiplantae; Streptophyta; Magnoliopsida; Gentianales; Rubiaceae. The record is from the annotation of a GenBank genome assembly.
AUGGGGUCCACUUCUGCGCUUUCGCUAUGUUCUCCCUCAAUGGUUAAUCGUUUGGAUCAUGAACAAAACAAAGGGUUAAAGGGAAGAGUCUUGAGUCGCUCGUUAAGCUAUGGUGCGCAGGGUGCUCUACUUCCACUUACUCCACUCUAUAUUAGUAGUAGUAGUCGGAGGAGCAGAAGUGUGCGCUUGCGGAUAAGGGCCGCAGCGUCCGACGGCGUUUCGAGGCGGCCAUCCUCGGGUUCCCGGAGAGUUUAUAGGGAGUCUCAAGCUCAAGGCCCACCGGCUCCCGUUAAAGAACUUGCUUCUUCCAUUGCCCCAGUUGGUGCAUUCGUUGUUGUCACUUUUGUUUUAUGGAAAUUGGUGGAAAAAAUUCUUGUGCCUAAACCAGCUAAGUCUCCGUCAGAGGAGAAAAGAUCUACUGAGGGAGUGAAAUGGUCCUUUGCUCCAGGGACCAACCUCUUAUCGCCUUUUACUGCAAAGGCUGAGAGAGAGUCCAGGCAAAGACUCAAUGAAUUCGCCAAAGAACUGCGGUUAUUCCAAAGCGUUGAUAUGUCAGGUCGUGGUUUUGGGAAUGAAGGGCUUUAUUUUCUAGCUGAGAGCUUGGCUUACAACCAGACUGCAGAGGAAGUGAACUUUGCUGCUAAUGGAAUAACUGCAGAAGGCAUAAAGGCCUUUGAUGGUGUUUUGCAAUCAAAUGUUGCUCUAAAAACUUUGGACCUUUCAGGCAACUCGAUAGGAGAUGAAGGAGCCAAGAUAUUGUCUGAAAUUCUGAUGGGAAAUAGCAGCAUUCAAAAGCUCCAAUUGAAUAGCACAGGAUUGGGAGAUGAGGGAGCAAAAGCUAUUGCUGAACUAUUGAAGAAAAAUGCUAACUUGCUUGUUCUUGAACUCAACAACAAUCUAAUCGACUACUCGGGAUUUUCAGGCAUUGCUGAAGCACUUCUUGAGAAUAAAAGUGUAGAAGCCUUGUAUCUCAAUGGAAACUAUGGUGGUGCUUUGGGUGCUUCUGCUCUCGGGAAAGGUUUGGAGGGGAACAAAUCACUGAGGAACCUCUUUCUGAGUGGGAAUACUAUUGGAAAUGAAGGUGUUCGUGCUCUGAUGGCUGGGUUAUCUGCACGGAAAGGCGGAAUCACAAAUUUGGACAUUUCGAACAAUUCAAUCACUGCCACAGGCGCUUUUCAUGUUGCCGAGUAUAUUAAAAGAAGCAAAAGCUUGAGAUGGAUAAAUAUGUACAUGAACGAUAUUAAAGAUGAGGGAGCUGAGAAAAUAGCAGAGGCAUUGAAGCAGAACCGCUCUGUAACAGUUAUAGAUUUGGGGGGAAAUGACAUCCAUGCAAAGGGUGUCACUGCUAUUGCACAAGUCCUCAAAGACAAUUCUGUCCUUACAACAUUGGAGAUUGGAUACAACCCAAUUGGGCCCGAAGGAGCAAAGGCAUUAGCUGAGGUUCUAAAGUUUCAUGGAAGUAUAAACAAUCUUAUGCUUGGAUGGUGUCAGAUUGGCGUCGAGGGCACAGAGUACAUUGCUGACAUGUUGAAGUACAACAAUACCAUAGCAUCUCUGGACCUACGAUGCAACGGACUUAGAGAUGAGGGAGCCUCGUGUAUAGCCCGUAGCUUGAAGGUGGUCAAUGAAGCUUUAACAACUCUCAAUUUAGGAUUCAACGAAAUCAGAGUAUGGAAUCGUUUCCUCUGGCAACUUUUAGAUGUUUUCUUAUUUCCGGCAUCAUUUUUUAUUUUAUCUUUUUCGCCACAGGAUAACGGGGCUUUUGCUAUCGCUCAAGCACUCAAAGCAAAUGAAGAUGUGAGACUGACAUCAUUGAAUUUGGCCAGCAACUUCCUAACUAAACUGGGACAGACUGCUCUAACAGAUGCAAGAGAUCAUGUCUUUGAGAUGAAUGAAAAAGAAGUCGCUAUAUUCUUUUAGAAGGCAUUAUAGAUUGGUGGACAGGUGCAUCAUACUAAUCUCAUCGAAGAUUUGAAGGACCAUUAACUGGGUGAUAAAUUUAGCCCUCGGGUACAAGUAUUCAUCCUGUUUGUCCUGUUUUGUGAACCUGGACUGACUUUCAUUUACUAGAGGGGGCACCAGAAAUUUUGGCACGCUGAGAACACGGUAUUAGUUGAGACUGGUAUUUGGACUCGGGAAUUUUGGAUGCGAACAUAACCAAAAUAUUAGGAUGUAAAUGGUGAGACAGUUAUUAUUAUGAUUUUUUGGUAGUAGGAAAAAGGUGUUGGCUAACAGGUAUUACAAUGCUGGUGGUUGUAAAGAACUGUUUCAAGUUGCUUUUUUGAGGAAGAACCGUAGCACAGUUGUGACUGCAGAAAAUUUGAAUGACAGUUUUAAAUGAAAAAGAACACUAUCUGUAUUUCUCCAGCCAUUUUUCAAGACGCUUGUAGUUCAGCGCAAUGUGCAGUCAGUUCAUGGCCAUAGAAAAGAUGAAAUGAAGAGGUAAAUAUACGAAAAUUACUGAUGAAAUGAUGGGACAAAGAACCAUCAUCGUUGUCAAUCCUUUAUCGAAAAUAUGGGGCUAGAUAGAGCAGGAAGAUGGGAUUGCUUGAAGCUUAAAGCAUGCGCCGAAACAGGACCAAUCCUGACUCCAUUGCUUUGAGAAGAUCUGAGGAUGGAGAAGUGGUGUCCAGCUAACCAUCUUCAAGUGAAAACGCACAGAAGUGACCCCAGCUAAUUAACCUCAUGCUCGGUCAAUCGAAACACUCUCUCAAAGAAAAUGAUCAGUAAUUAUUGACGACAUUAGAGGCCGAUAACAUAUGGUAUAAAAAAAAAAUUACAAGGACUGGAUUAUAGAGGCUUCAAACUAGGACUAGAAAGUAGAGUGUGGAAGUGAAAGGUAAAAUGUCAAUCCAAUAGUGUCCCAUACUGUUGUUGUUGUCAGUCGUGCGACAUGUAUGUGAAUUUCGGACCCUCUUUUCCCAAGCUUUGGUGUCUCCCACUUCUCCGUCAUCAUCAAUUCUCUCCAGCUGGAUACCAGCUGGCUCUGCUUGAUCACGCUGAGACGAUGAUUCAUACAUAUCAAGGAUUCUCAACUUUUAUGUGUACGGAAAUUCUUGCUUUAUUUCGGCGGAAAACGACACUGUAAGAACGGCCCGAAUCCAUAUCUCUCUUGAUGUGAAUAAUGGGCGAUGGAUAUAUCUAUUCAAGUCCCGAUCUUAUGGGGCGUAGUGUUAACUUUGUCCGUUAUCGGUUUAGCCCAUCCUCUAAGGUGUAUUACUAUAGAGUGUGUAGAUUGUUCUAAUCAAAUGCAUUAUGGUUGAGGGGAAGAGACUCCUCAGCUUGCUUAACUGAUGACGGCCUUUUAGAUUGCGCCUUCUAUUUGUUGAAAUUGUCUUAAUUGUGUUGCCUAUAACUCAGCAAGGGACGUCAAUUAUUGUUACAGG